This is a messenger RNA of Trachymyrmex septentrionalis, 1969 nucleotides long. It is a transcript of the gene Zasp66, whose product is annotated as PDZ and LIM domain protein 3. The transcript has 9 exons. NCBI's taxonomy places the organism in Eukaryota, Metazoa, Arthropoda, Insecta, Hymenoptera, Formicidae. Gene Ontology annotation, cellular component: adherens junction; Z disc; stress fiber. Gene Ontology annotation, molecular function: muscle alpha-actinin binding; actin binding. The record is from RefSeq and is a predicted model, not a curated record. Gene Ontology annotation, biological process: actin cytoskeleton organization; muscle structure development. Bases 383 to 1402 code for a protein of 339 amino acids.
UAAUUAAAUGAUGAUUCAUUAUUGUCGACUGCCAAUGUUGGACAUAUCGCAUAUUGGCGAUAUGCGUUAAUGAUUCUAUAAAUUAAGGUAAAGUGAGUCACUAGAGCGAUUGACUAACCUUUCGCGCUAUAGGUUGCUAAUUUAAGUCGUACAAACACGCGUUCUUUCUCCCUCUGUCUCAUUAUUUUACUCUCUUUCUUUCUCUCUCGCCUCUGGUUCUCUAGUCUUCGUUAAUUACAGUGCAGCCAAACUAAUUGCAUCGAAACGGCUCGCAUAGGGGAGAAGUUUCUCGUCGUCCGUGAACGUAUUCGCACAGCGGAAGAAGAGUGUGAGUGUCUUGUCUAGACGGGGGAAAACGCGAUUAAAAUCAAAUUUUUUAAAGAUGGCUCUCAAAUUCUCCAUAGGCCACUUUUACGAAACCUAUUCGGAGAACGAGGCGCUCCAGAAGGGUGACAUAAUCAAGAAAAUUGACGAUUACGACGCGCGUGAUGUGAGGCAUGUAGACGCACAGAAUCUUCUCCAAAACUCCGAAACCAUAAAGCUAGUUAUCGAAAGGUCUGAGCCAUCGAGAGUAUCAUCACGUACAAGCACCGACACUACCAUCACCACGUCAUCAUCACCACCCACUUUCAGGCCGAUCGUUGGCAACGGGGCUGCGGCCACUAGUCUAUACAAACAGCCGAAGGAGUAUCCGCAAGAAUUACCAAAGAGCCCAAUUCGGCCGCCUUCGGUCGAGGAGUACAGGUCAACGCCAACUCCGGAAUAUACCCUUCGCAGUACGAUCAUUAUGCCGCACGAACACCUCGACGAGAUUCGCGAGGAAAGAGUUCAUUUGUCGCAGCCCUACCGUACGACUCCUCUGGUCUUGCCAGGUGCCAAGGUCAAGAAGGAUGCCCCUAUCGGCGAAUGUUACCUGCGACAUCAUCCGAAUCCGAUGAUCAGGGCAGCACCCCAUCAUUACGAACCAGCUCAUCCUGAAGUUGCUAUGAAACAAAAGGUGGCAGAAACAGUACUUCAGCGUGUCGUGGGACCGAAUGAAGUUCCAAAGAUUGUCCACAAGCAAUUCAACUCGCCGAUCGGACUUUAUUCGGAUCAAAACAUCGCAGACACUAUCAAGUGCCAAGCAUCCGCUGUACCCCUGAAGAAACCGGUCAAGUACGAUCCCAGCAAGAGCGAGGCGUACAAGGCUCUGCAAGAGGAGGAAUACGGGGAUCAGGUACAGGAAGUCAGACAGCCGGCUCGCACCGGUGUCUUCACGCCGCAGAAAUCGAGCAGGAUGUACCAGGCUCCGCCGAAGAGUCCCGCAUAUAUAAACGUGCUCGAUGAUGACGGCGAGAAGAUCCAUCAGAGCAACAGCUUCAAGAGGAUUAUGUACAGUGUGCUGGGGCAGACCGAAUUUUAAGCCGAACUGACGCUAUAAAUAUAUUACAUCGUUUAUUUAUAUUAUAAAUAAAUCUAUAUAUUUUAUUUAUUGUACUACGCAAAAUAAAACGAGUGUCAAGCGUGUCCAGUUUAGGCAAUUAAAUUACAUUAUUGCACCAGCGAAGAUCUAGAAGCGCGAACUUGACAGAAUUCUAGAUGUGUUCUUUUUCCAUCCCAAGUUCUGAACUGCUGUACACUGAUGCAAUAAAUUAAAUUGAGACAGGUACAGUUUGUUUCACUCUAACUUAUUGCACUAGUUCAGAAUUCUUCGGAAAAGAACAGACCUUCUAUUCAUUGCUUACCCGAUGAAAUGCAGUGCCGUGUAUCUCUUAAGCGUAAUAAUAGUUAUUUUAAUACGCGCCGUUAGUAGUACGUGGCUUGCAAUAUUGCAUUCUACUUGAGAUUAAUACUUUUCGCUGGCCUGCAUCAAAAUAGCUUACUCCUUUCUUUCCACAUAUUUCGAUGUAUCUAUUUUUUGACACUCUAUUUACACACUAUAUUAUACUUUUAACAUCACGCACAAUGAAAAAUUAAUUUUCACAAAAUA